AUGUAUGAAUGCCUCUAUGGCUUCACUCCAUUUGCCUGUGAUGAUCGCCAUCAGACAAAGCUCAAGAUCCUUCAGCACAAGAAGAAUCUUACUUUUCCAGAGCGACCGGCUGCUUUUGCCCCCAGCGCCGAAGCUGUGGACCUGAUGAUGAAAAUUCUAGUUGAAAAGGAACGUCGGCUUUGUACUAGACAGUAUCAGCUCAACGAAUACACGAGGAAAAUCGUCGGAGGCAAGGUGGUCAAGUUCGAUGCCGACAAAACGAGCAGCACCUACGAUGGCUAUUUUGUGUACGCCAACGAUGCCGCAGAGAUAAAAUGCCAUCCGUUCUUCCGAAAUAUCGAUUGGGCCAUGGUUCACCUCCAGCGUCCUCCGUACAUACCUCACGUAGACGACUGGGAAGAUACGAAAUAUUUCCAGGAGGAUGAGCCCGUUUCCGACAUUGAGUCCACUAGCACUUUUGCAGUAGGGAACGACAAGUCUACUAAAGCUUUCAACGAGCAUGGUGAGCUUACACUAUUGCCGCUAGCGGCUCAUCCGUCAUCCAAUGUCAGCCAACAUCACCAUGAAGGCCAAAACAUUGUGCCAUCGCUAGCCAUCAACAUUCCUCACAAGGAUAGUGCUGCACCGGCACUAGGCCUUGCUCGGCCGGACAGUCUGACCGACAUGAAAAACCCAUUGUUGAUGCCGCUCGGGAAGCCAAUAGCGAGUGUCGAACAUAAUUCGUGGGGUCGCGAAGACACUCGUCAGGUCGACGGCGCCAAUGAAGGCGUGUUCGCUGGGUGCAGGAAGCCUGACGCAAAGCAGCGGGAUAAGCGACGAGCACGAGAUAUCAUCCUACGAGACAAAAGCACCAGACGUGAGGCUAUGAAGAUACGAAAGGCGUCGGCUUUCCUUGGGUAUGACUACCGGCAGCCAGCCAUGGUCAAAGACAUUGUAGACCAAGUAUUGUCGGAAGAUGUUGUGAUGGCGCAGGCCAACGCUGAAUACGAGAGCAGCGAUGUUGACGAUCGUGAUCUAGCCUUUGAGAAACGAGUGUUUAUUGGGGCAGGAGGUCAUCUAUCACCAUCGUCGGAAGCAGUGACGGUGUAA
Molecule: messenger RNA, 1089 nt
Organism: Exophiala spinifera
Lineage: Eukaryota; Fungi; Ascomycota; Eurotiomycetes; Chaetothyriales; Herpotrichiellaceae
Exons: 1
Coding region: 1-1089 (362 amino acids)
Biological process (GO): actomyosin structure organization; peptidyl-threonine phosphorylation
Cellular component (GO): cytoplasm; cytoskeleton
Molecular function (GO): ATP binding; protein serine/threonine kinase activity
Source: RefSeq, a predicted model, not a curated record